GCUGGCGGAGGCUGCAGCUAGCUACCUCCGCGCCGGCUCUGCUCCCUAGGACGCGUCGGGCUCCCCGGGUGGGGGGCGGCUCCCUUCCUCUUCGCAGCUAAGCAGCCUGUCUUUCGACUACUGCAGGCAGACCACUGCCUUUCAGUAACGAUGGGUGUCGCUAGACCCAGCUGGGACUCGGCCAGGCUCCAGCGCUCAGCCUAAGCGGAGGGCCCUCUUCCAGCCCUGCUCUGUCUGCCUGUCAUGGCCACACUCGGCUGCUGCCUGCUUGUCUGGGGACAUAGGGCACCCAGCCCCAGCCCUGAGAGGUUAAGCCUGACCCUCUGGCUCCAGUCCACAGGGGCGCACCGGGUACCAGGUCUCUUCCAGAGCAAGAGCAACUGAUGCCAUGGGAGAAGCGCCCGCCCACCCGUCUGCUUGCCUGGCGCCGCCUGCUCAGAGACCCAUGCCCUGGGUCGUUCCGGAGGUGUCAACCCUGUGAACUCCGUCCCUUCCCCUGCCGCUGAGAAGGCCCUGCCCACCCCCACCAUGUGUGAGGUGAUGCCCACAAUCAAUGAGGGGGACCCACUGGGGCCCCCCCAUGGCGCCGAUGCUGACGCCAACUUUGAGCAGCUGAUGGUCAACAUGCUGGACGAGCGGGAGAAGUUGCUGGAGUCCCUUCGGGAGAGUCAGGAGACCUUGGCGGCCACGCAGAGCCGGCUCCAGGACGCCCUGCAUGAACGGGACCAGCUCCAGCGCCACCUUAACUCCGCCCUCCCCCAGGAAUUUGCCACCUUAACUCGGGAGCUGAGCAUGUGUCGGGAGCAGCUUCUAGAAAGGGAGGAAGAGAUAUCAGAGCUGAAAGCAGAGCGGAAUAACACGAGGUUGCUCCUGGAACAUCUGGAGUGCCUGGUGUCCCGCCACGAGCGGUCGCUGCGGAUGACUGUGGUGAAGCGCCAGGCCCAGUCGCCUUCAGGGGUGUCCAGUGAGGUGGAGGUGCUGAAGGCCCUCAAGUCGCUGUUCGAGCACCACAAGGCCCUGGACGAGAAGGUGCGGGAGCGGCUCCGAGCAGCCCUGGAGCGAGUGACCACCUUGGAAGAGCAGCUGGCAGGGGCCCACCAGCAGGUGUCUGCCCUGCAGCAGGGGGCCGGGGGUCGCGACGGAGUGGCGGAAGAGGAGGGGACCGUGGAGAGGGGACCGAAGCGCCUGUGGAAGGAUGACACGGGCCAGGUAGAGGAGCUGCAGGAGCUCCUGGAGAAGCAGAACUUUGAGCUGAACCAGGCUCGGGAGCGACUGGUCACCCUGACGGCGACAGUGGCUGAACUUGAGGAGGAUCUGGGCACUGCCCGCCGGGACCUCAUCAAGUCGGAGGAGCUGAGCAGCAAGCAUCAGCGGGACCUCCGGGAGGCUCUGGCCCAGAAGGAAGACAUGGAGGAGAGAAUCACAACACUCGAGAAGCGCUACCUGGCUGCGCAGCGCGAGGCCACGUCCAUCCAUGACCUCAAUGACAAGCUGGAGAAUGAGCUGGCCAAUAAGGAGUCCCUGCACCGCCAGUGUGAAGAGAAGGCCCGGCACCUGCAGGAGCUGCUAGAGGCCGCAGAGCAGAGGCUGCAGCAGACCAUGCGCAAGGCUGAGACACUGCCCGAGGUGGAGGCCGAACUGGCCCAGAGGAUCGCAGCUCUCACCAAGGCUGAAGAAAGGCACGGCAGCAUUGAGGAGCACCUGCGGCAGCUGGAGGGGCAACUGGAGGAGAAGAACCAGGAGCUGGCGAGGGUGCGCCAGCGGGAGAAGAUGAACGAGGACCACAACAAGCGGUUGUCAGACACCGUGGACCGGCUGCUCAGCGAGUCCAACGAGCGCCUGCAGCUGCACCUCAAGGAGCGAAUGGCGGCCCUGGAGGAGAAGAACACGCUGAUCCAGGAGCUGGAGAGCUCCCAGCGGCAGAUCGAGGAGCAGCACCAUCACAAGGGCCGCCUGUCUGAAGAGAUUGAGAAGCUGCGCCAAGAGGUGGACCAGCUGAAGGGUCGAGGGGGGCCGUUUGUGGAUGGCGUCCACUCCAGGUCGCACAUGGGCAGCGCAGGGGAUGUGCGGUUCGCCCUGAGCACAGCCACGCACGUGCCCGCGGGCCUGCACCGCCGCUACUCAGCCCUGCGGGACGAGUCUGCCAAGGACUGGGAGCCCUCUCCACUGCCUGGGGGGCUGGCCCCCACCGCCGCCCCUGCCUUUGACAGUGACCCCGAGAUCUCUGAUGUGGACGAGGAUGAGCCAGGGGGUCUGGUGGGCUCCGUGGAUGUUGUCUCCCCCAGCGGCCACUCGGACGCCCAGACUUUGGCCAUGAUGUUGCAGGAGCAACUUGACGCCAUCAAUGAGGAGAUCAGGAUGAUCCAGGAAGAGAAGGAGUCUGCGGAGCUGCGUGCUGAGGAAAUCGAGACUCGAGUGACCAGCGGCAGCAUGGAGGCCCUCAACUUGACUCAGCUGCGUAAGCGUGGCUCCAUCCCCACCUCUCUGACCGCCCUGUCCCUGGCCAGCGCGUCCCCUCCGCUCAGCGGCCGCUCCACGCCGAAGCUUACCUCCCGCAGUGCUGCCCAGGACCUGGACCGCAUGGGGGUCAUGACCCUGCCCAGUGACUUAAGAAAGCAUAGGAGGAAGCUGCUGUCGCCAGUGUCUCGGGAAGAGAACCGAGAGGAUAAAGCCACCAUAAAAUGUGAGACUUCUCCUCCUUCCUCACCCAGGACGCUGCGGCUAGAGAAGCUUGGCCAUCCCGCCCUGAGCCAGGAAGAAGGCAAAAGUGCUUUGGAGGAUCAGGGCAGCAACCCGAGCAGCAGCAACAGCAGCCAGGACUCCCUGCACAAGGGCGCCAAGCGCAAGGGCAUCAAGUCGUCCAUCGGCCGCCUGUUCGGGAAGAAGGAGAAGGGCCGGCUGAUCCAGCUGAGCCGGGAUGGAGCCACGGGCCAGGUUAUGCUAACAGACUCCGAGCUUGGUCUGCAGGAGCCCAUGGUGCCUGCCAAGCUGGGGACCCAGGCAGAGAAGGACCGGCGGCUAAGGAAGAAACACCAGCUGCUUGAAGAUGCCCGCAGAAAAGGAAUGCCCUUUGCCCAAUGGGAUGGCCCUACUGUAGUCUCCUGGCUGGAGCUCUGGGUGGGGAUGCCCGCCUGGUAUGUGGCCGCCUGCCGCGCCAACGUCAAGAGUGGAGCCAUCAUGUCGGCCCUGUCGGACACAGAGAUCCAGCGCGAGAUCGGCAUCAGCAAUGCCCUGCACCGGCUCAAGCUCCGGCUGGCCAUCCAGGAGAUGGUGUCGCUGACCAGCCCCUCUGCCCCUCCCACCUCCAGGACCUCUUCCGGGAAUGUCUGGGUCACCCACGAAGAGAUGGAAACUCUGGCAACACCCACUAAAACAGACAGUGAGGAGGGCAGCUGGGCACAGACCCUGGCCUAUGGGGACAUGAACCAUGAGUGGAUCGGGAACGACUGGCUGCCCAGCCUGGGGCUGCCCCAGUACCGCAGCUACUUCAUGGAGUGCCUGGUAGACGCACGCAUGCUGGACCACCUGACCAAGAAGGACCUGCGGGUUCACCUGAAGAUGGUGGACAGCUUCCACCGAACCAGUCUUCAGUACGGUAUCAUGUGUCUGAAGAGGCUGAAUUAUGACCGGAAGGAGCUGGAGAAACGGCGGGAGGAAAGCCAGCACGAGAUCAAGGAUGUGCUCGUCUGGACCAAUGACCAGGUGGUUCACUGGGUCCAGUCCAUUGGGCUGCGGGAUUACGCAGGAAACCUGCAGGAGAGUGGUGUGCACGGGGCCCUGCUGGCCCUGGACGAGAACUUUGACCACAACACGCUGGCCCUGGUCCUCCAGAUCCCCACACAGAACACCCAGGCACGCCAGGUGAUGGAAAGAGAGUUCAACAAUCUGUUGGCCUUGGGCACAGACCGGAAGCUGGAUGAUGGCGAGGACAAGGUGUUCCGGCGCGCGCCGUCCUGGAGGAAGCGCUUCCGGCCGCGGGAGCCGCACGGCGGCCUGCUCGGCGCCUCGGCGGAGACGCUCCCGGCCGCCUUCCGCGUGGCCAGCUUGGGGCCGCUGCAGCCCCCGCCCGCGCCACCGAAGAAGGUCACGCCGGAGGCUCGCUCCCACUAUCUCUACGGACACAUGCUCUCCGCCUUCCGGGACUAGCCACGGCCCCCAGGGGCAGCGUCCUCCGGCUGAGUGGGCUCAGCCGGCCCUGGCCCGUCCUGCUCGUUCCCCAUCUUCUUACAACUCCUGGUCUCGUCCGUGACUUUCCAGCUGCCCUGGACCUCAAAAUAUACUCCUCCAUCCCCUCAGCAUCCCACUACCCUGAGUCCCACCGUGUGCCCUUUGUAAGUCUCUUGUGGCUGUGGCUGGGUGUCCCGGUUGUCCAUGCUUGGGAUUCUGCAGAAGGGACUGGACGACAGCAGGCCAGGGCCGGGUGUGACUUCAUCCUCCUUCUUCUGGACCUAGCCUGGUCUGGACUUUGACCUCCACCAGAGACCAGGAUGUGGUGCCAGGGGCUAGGGAUGGCUUUUCCAAGAAAAUGGCACUUCAGACUCUGCCUUGCUCAGGCCGUGGGGCCUUCCCGUCCAUGUGCACAUCCCAGCUGUCUGACAUCUGGUUUUAGUACUCCCAGCAUCGCACCUUUCCCCAGCUCAUCUCCACCAGGGCUCCUCCUGUCUCCAGGACCUCCUUGGGGGCUGGGAGGGGCUGCAGAAGGCCCCAUUCUCUCUCAGGAUGGUGAGGCUGGGGAGGAGAAAGGCUAAGGUGAUUCCAGGCCUUUGCUUAAGAUGAAACCCAGACGUGAUUUGAGGUUGAAUCUGAGAGAAACGGGCUCCUGAACUUUGAGCCAAGGUUAAGGACGGGGAAACUCUCAGCCCUCCACCCACUGAGAGGUGCAGGUCGGCCACCUGGAGGGAGAGCCAAUUGCCUGUGUCAGCCUUAAGCCUCAAAGGCAGGGGGAAGGUGUCCUGUCCUGUCCCAGCCAUAAGGUGUAAGGGGGAGUUGCUGCUGGGGCAGGGCUGGUGGGGGGUGGGGUUGUGUAGGGUCUUGGCUCUGAGGCAGAAGAGAGCUACCUGUGCACUGCCUACUCCGUUCCCAGUGUUCCUUCCCAUGCUGUCUUCCUCUGCCCCACCUCUUUAGUAAUCCAGCCCCUAAGAAUAUACACGAUGGGUGGGUUGAAGAGACAUUGAGCUACAAAUCGGAUUUGGCAAAAUGUAGUGUGAAGCUUUCUUCUCCGGAUCUCUUGGGAAGAAAAUAAAGCUUCCCCUUCCGUGAGUCCUGUCCUAGGACGAGGAAAUCCAUUGUUGGUAUGGAGAGGAAGGCCUCUCCUGACGGAAGACCGUCACUCUCCUGCUUGUCCCUGGAUCACCUGCCGCUGGUUCAGGGCACUUUUGGUGUGCAGGGACCACCUCCUCCGGAAAUUCCAGAGACACCCCACCCCCUGCACCACCGCCAGCCUCCAUCAUUUUAAUUGCUUUCCUCAGCAGCGUGGUGGCAGCCGGGGCUUGGGGGUACAGGUCCCAGUUUGGUUGGAAUGCCAUUCCCAAGAAAUCCCUCCUCCUUACUCACUUCCUCAUCCUGCUAAAAUGCCUGGAAGUGUUUGAGACCCAAGUUCAGGGUGAGUUGAUGGACCCCCAGUAAGAGGAGGGGAAGAGAAGCUGGAGCCGGUUUCCUGGAGAAGCGCCAGUGCCGAGCUGUCCUACAGGUGACUGAGCAGCUGGUUUGCAACCUGAUCGACAUGGGUUCUGAGCAGGGGCUCGGCUAGCAGGUGGGAUAGUGGGUCUGAGCACCCUGGCCAGAAUGAGUGAUGGAGCCUGGGGCGAUGCCAGGGCUUGGAGCCCUCUGCUGUUUUUCAGUAGAGAAGAUGUCCACUCGUGCUGGGGCCGAGUGGGCUUCCGGGUGUGGGCACAGCACCAGCUGCUCUGUUCUCCCUCAUUGUUCCUUGCCCUCCCUGCUCGGCAGUCAGCUGCCAGUGGAGCUGGAGGCGUUCUUGAGCAGAAAAUGAGUGGGAUGGAGGGAAAAGGCCCCAAUUCCUGGGUAAUGGAGGUUGAGAUUAUGGGGAACCCCUAGAUUCCUAAGAUUGGUGGAGGUGGGGACCACCAGGCCAUCUGACUCCUGGCAGGGGACUUUUGAUGGACCAGCCAAGUGGGAGACUCAGCCCCAGCUUCUCCACACCUUCACCCUGUCAUGGUUGCCCAGGUACCUGGGUCUAUUCAGGGCAUCCUGGGAAGUAUUGCAGGGAGGUGAGGGGCAAGAGAACUCGCGCAUACAGUGCCGGAAGGCUGUUUUCCUGGUGUCUCUCUUGCCUCACAGUCAGUGUGUUUUCUACUUGAAAAGUUGUUGCCAGUGCCCUGAACGCCCCCCUCACCAGCCUCGUGUAUCUCGUCGGUACCCCUCUCAGUACUGUACUGGCUCAGUGCAUCAGGAGUGGGUGUGUGGGUGUGGAUGAGUGUGAGUGUGCGUGUGUACGUACCAAUAAACAACCUGGUUUUAAGACAGCCUA
Neogale vison (American mink) is the source of this 6487-nucleotide messenger RNA. It is a transcript of the gene PPFIA4, whose product is annotated as PTPRF interacting protein alpha 4. Lineage: Eukaryota; Metazoa; Chordata; Mammalia; Carnivora; Mustelidae. Gene Ontology annotation, biological process: synapse organization. The record is from RefSeq and is a predicted model, not a curated record. The transcript is spliced from 30 exons. The coding region runs from base 529 to 4146 and encodes 1205 amino acids. Gene Ontology annotation, molecular function: protein binding. Gene Ontology annotation, cellular component: presynaptic active zone.